Messenger RNA from Trypanosoma grayi, 1158 nucleotides. RefSeq lists its product as hypothetical. NCBI's taxonomy places the organism in Eukaryota, Euglenozoa, Kinetoplastea, Trypanosomatida, Trypanosomatidae. The transcript has a single exon. The coding region runs from base 1 to 1158 and encodes 385 amino acids. The record is from RefSeq and is a predicted model, not a curated record.
AUGUUGCGCUGCUCGUCUCUGUGGCGUGGGCUGAACUUUGCCGGUGUGCAGAUGUCACGCAAGUACGUCUCCAUGGGCGGUUGGUGCGGCCCCGCGCUGCUGUUGGGCAAAGUCGGCCUGCGCACCGAGGCGUACCCCUUCGACUUCAGCCGCUGCACCCUUGACGGCAUCCUGCACUUCAUUCGCAGCGGCUUCUCAGACGGAUUCUAUCCACCCGGCCCGCCGCCGUACCGACCGGAGUGCGUCGGCAUCUGGGUGCUGUACCGCGGCCAGCAUACCGCCUUCGCGCACUUCGACCUCAACGACCCGGCGGUAAAGGCACAGUUCGCGCGCAAGAUGUCGCGCUGGGACCGCCUCAUUGACGCUCCAGAGGUGCCGGUGACGUUCUUCCGCACCAUUACCGCACGUGACCCGAGGGAUGAGAUCCGCCUCGCACCGGCGGUGGAGGAUGCGAUCGCGGCACGCAAUCCGGCGCUCGACUUCCGCAUUGUGAUGAUCGCCCACGACCAGGGCCUCGUCGCUCGCAGCGUGGAGCUUGCACCACUUUCCCCUCGCACCUCCCUCUGGGCGCUGACGUACACGCGUGACGCCAGUUUCACUCUCUUUGACCGCGCACAGCAGGCGUACACCGACAUAGUCAUGCACAGCAUCGACGAAGAUAACUGGCCGCUCGACGUGACGAAGGUGCCAACGCCAGUGGGGCUCUGUGAAAUGGAGGCGGACUAUGAGCGUUGCGUUUUGUACAAAAGCGACGGGAGCACUAUUCCGUUUGCAUCGCUGACGGUGGACACAUUCCCGUGGCGCUGUCAUGACAACAUCGCUCUCAUUGAUGGCGUGGCGAGUGUGGGCGGCACUUGUGUCGGCAUCGGUAGCACGCAGUGCGUUGAAGGGCGCUGCGCGUUCUGCAGCAGCACAGAUUACCACAAAGCUGGUCGCCCAUUUCGCACGGGGCGCCCGUUCACGGACGACGAGGACCAGCUGAUAUUGGUGCACCUCUAUCGCAUCCUCACUGGCGGUGACAAGGUGGAGGCGGUAGAGGACCUCGCGCACCAAAUGAAUCGCGGCGCCUUUGAGGUUAUUUGCCGCAUCCAACACCUGACGAAUUCUAGCGUCAAGAUUAUGGACUACAUGGGGGAGGAAGAGGAGAGGCGGAGAUGA